Molecule: messenger RNA, 1851 nt
Organism: Habropoda laboriosa
Lineage: Eukaryota; Metazoa; Arthropoda; Insecta; Hymenoptera; Apidae
Gene: eIF2Bdelta
Product: translation initiation factor eIF-2B subunit delta
Exons: 6
Coding region: 195-1769 (524 amino acids)
Source: RefSeq, a predicted model, not a curated record
AAUCAGAAACUGAGUUGGUUCUAAAUUCUUGUCCAGCAAUUACUCAAAAUUGCCCUCUCUUGAAUUCCUUGCAAAAAGAUAUUGAAACGACCGAAGUAAAAAUAUCUCCUGCGCAAAAUACAGAUAGACUAUUAAGCGAAAUUAAUUUGUCAGAGAAUACAGAAGUUGAGAGACCAGUAAUUAUACCACCUAAAAUGAUGGACAAUAAAGUAACUGUUCCUGAAAAAUCACGGGAAAAAAUAAAAGCAGAACGUGAGGCAAAGAAGGCCGCUAAAGCACUUGCCAAAGCGAAGGCUAAAUCUGCUAAGGCAGGAGAUAAAGAUGAUUCGAAUAAUAAGUCUGCAGGUAUUAAAGAUAAAGAAAGUAAUGAGAUUGAUAGUAUUAGGAAUGAACAAAGUAACGAAACGUCAAAGGAUAUAACCAAGGAAAAUAUUGAACCUUCUAAUAAAACGAAUGUAGUUAAUAAACUUACGAAUACAUGUGUAAAAAAUGCAGAGCCAGAGGCUGCGAUAGAAGGAAAAAGCAAAGCGGAAUUGCGCGCCGAAAGAAGGGCGAAACAAGAAGCGCAAAGAGCAGCAAAGCAACAACUUCUAGACAAAAGUAAAGUUAAGAGUAAGGAGGAGGAUGAUAAUAAGCCUGUAACGCAAAUUAUUGUUGAAACUCAUACGGUAAAGAAAGUAACUACGCCUAAAAAAACCGUUCAGAAAGAAAACACCCAUGAAAUAAAUUUGUUUAAACAUUUGUAUCAUGAAAGGGAACAAUCUAAUGUUCAUGUUCCUUUUGUCAAUUCAAACAUACAUCUAGCUAUAGUUAGAUUAGGUGCGCAAUAUGCGAACAAAGUAAUUGUUGGUAGCAAUGCAAGGUGUGUAGCACUUUUGGCUGCUGUUAAACAGCUUAUUCAGGAUUUCGAGCGGCCAUCACAAGCUGAUUUUAUCAGAGGUCUCGAAGCAACUUUGCAGGAAUCUAUAGCUUACUUGCAUCACUGUAGGCCAUUAGCUGUUUCCAUGCAAAAUGCAUUGAAGCACUUGAAGUGGCAAAUGACACAAUUGCCUUCCGCAUUGUCCGAUGCAGAUGCAAAGAAUAAACUAAGUAGCGCAAUAGAUACUUACAUUCUUGAACAAAUACAGCUUGCUGGCAAAGCAAUAUCGUUAACUAUUCAGACAAAAAUAUCCAACGGAGACGUUAUUCUAACUUAUGGCUAUUCAUCAUUGAUAAAUAAAAUACUGUUAGAUGCGCACACCGCAGGCAAACAGUUUCGUGUUAUCGUCGUCGACGGUAGACCAUGGCUGGAAGGGAAAGAACAGCUUAGACGCUUAGUGAAGCACGGAAUUGAAUGUUCUUAUAUUUUGAUUAAUGCUCUAAGUUACGUGAUGCCUGAAGUAAGUAAAGUGUUUCUCGGUGCUCAUGCUAUAUUAGCGAAUGGUGCUGUAAUGUCGAGAGUAGGAACUGCUCAAGUUGCCUUGAUGGCAAGAACCUUCAAUAUUCCAGUGUUAGUAGCCUGCGAGACUCACAAAUCUUGUGAACGGGUGCAAACAGACUCUAUUGUUUAUAAUGAAUUAGGUAAUGCAGAUAAACUUGCACAAGAUUAUCGAAACGGUUCAAAAAAAUCGUUACUCGCAAACUGGAGAACCAGAAAGUCAUUGAACCUUUUAAAUAUUACCUAUGAUGUCACUCCAGCUGAUUUAGUGACGGCUGUUGUCACGGAAUUAGCCAUUUUACCGUGCACUAGCGUUCCUGUGAUUUUACGUAUCAAACCAUCCGAAAUCUAAAUUUUGCUGUACUGAAAUGUAUUCUCGUCAUAUCACAUAGCAUUCGAACGUCAACAUAAACGAAACCAUUGUACUUCUUGUG